Molecule: messenger RNA, 1995 nt
Organism: Synchiropus splendidus (mandarinfish)
Lineage: Eukaryota; Metazoa; Chordata; Actinopteri; Syngnathiformes; Callionymidae
Product: gastrula zinc finger protein XlCGF17.1-like
Exons: 2
Coding region: 90-1145 (351 amino acids)
Biological process (GO): regulation of transcription by RNA polymerase II
Molecular function (GO): DNA-binding transcription factor activity; RNA polymerase II cis-regulatory region sequence-specific DNA binding
Source: RefSeq, a predicted model, not a curated record
UAAACAGACAAAAGAGGCUUGAGAAACUGGGCUUCGAUUCUUAUACGCCAGAUCUGGGUCCCAUCAGAAUCCCGGUCAGUUCAGCAGUGAUGGAGAAACAACGGGAGUUGAAUGGUCGGAGCAAAGUUCCGGAUGUGGUCCAGAAAUCUGCGGUCCAGUCCGACCAAAGAGAUGUCGAGCCUGGCAGUAAAGAACCAAAAGCUCCUGAGAAGGGCUGUAGCCAAGACAAGAAGCAACAAGAAGCCCCUCGGAUAAAAGAGGAAGAAGAGGAGGAAGAUGUGAGCAAGUUUCCUUUUGAUAUUGUUGUGGUAAAGAUUGGAGAUUGUGAAGAUGAAGCUCCGCCCUCAAGGCCUCAUGAGAGGGAGGAGGAACCUGCAAACUCUCUGAAAACAGAAGCUGAUGGAGAUGACUGUGGAGGACCAGACACAGUCAGCAGCUUGGAUCCCACUGGGGACUCUGAAGAACCGAAGUCCGACCCUGAACCUGGAAGUGAUGGCUCUGUGGACCAAAAUCCAGAAGCCCCCGUGAAUGAGAAGAGAGAGGAUGACAAGUCCCUGACCUGCACAGGAUGUGGGAAGAGAUGUUUCUCAAAGUCAGGACUGACACAGCACAAAAUCACAUGCAGUGGAGAAGCUUUGUCCUGCUUGUUUUGUGGGAAGUGUUUCACUCAGAAAAGAAACCUUGAGAACCACAUGCGCAUCCACACGGGAGAAAAACCCUUCACCUGCUCAGAGUGCAAUCAGUGUUUCAUCCGAAGAGACCAUCUUAAGACACACAUGAAGAUUCACACAGGAGUGAAACCACACUGCUGCUCAGAGUGUGGGAAGUGCUUCGUUGAGCGAGGAGACUUGAAAAUACACAUGAGAAGUCACACAGGGGAAAAACCAUAUGGCUGCUCUGAAUGUGGAAAGUGCUUCAGUCGGGGAGGAGCUCUGAAAACUCACAUGAGAAUCCACACUGGGGAGAAACCCUUUCCCUGCACUGAGUGUAGUCAGAGUUUUACACGUAGAGACCAUCUAAAUGCUCAUCUGCGAGUUCACACUGGAGAAAAGCCUUUCUGCUGCACACAAUGUGGGCAGUGUUUCAAGCGCAAACAUCACCUGACAGUUCACACUAAAAUCCACACAUCAGUGAAACCCUCCUGAUGCACUGAGCAAGACGGUCCACAGGUUGAAGAGCUUUUAUCUGCGCAAUAGUUAAAGAUGCCAUUUUUAAGUGAACUGUUUUAUCAAGGAGAUCUCUCCAGUAUAUUGUCUGACCCCUAAGAGUUUUUAAUCAGAUAAAGAUUUCCAGUGUCGUAGACACAAACAGGAAUGAGAUCACGUGAGGACAAUAGAGGAGCACAUCUGAUUAGCUUAUUUUCAUACUGUUGUUUUGGCCAGUUUUAUCAUGACAAACUUCUGGUCAGAGAAUAUUUUCUUUAUUUUUUCCUUGAAAUCUUGAGAAUGAUGGCUGAAAGUUGGUUGUGUUUUGAAGGGAAAACGUUGAGGUCUCUCAUGUAACAUUGUCAAUGACUGUUGUCACCGAGUUGCAGUGAACAUCUGGGGAAACCAGCAGGAUGCUCUCGUUGAUCCAAAAUAUAAAUGAAUAUUAAACAUAUGAUAUUAUAUUAUGAUAAUUGUUACUUUCAGCUGUGUGGAUAGUCUAGUGUGUUACAUCAUGAGGACAUUCAGAAUUGCACUCUGUGGAUCACGUGACUGAGUCCUGGUUAACAGUGCAGUUGUUUCCAGGAGUCUAGAUGUUGAGAGGAGCAGAAAGCAAUGCGCACUGGUGAAGGAUCCAAAGACAGACCUGUAUAUUUUCACGAGUCGAAGUGAAAGCAUCAACUAUAGACUGAGUUUUUCUUGUUCCUCGUCAGCCUCCGACUUGGGCUCAUCUGGAUUCAGUUAAAAUCCAAACUUUAUGGACAGAAUGAGAGUUUAGAGUCCAGAUCUGAGCGGCAACAAGUGCAUUCUUCCAGUGGACCAUUUAUUCCUUUAAUAUUCUGCCAUUGUC